Rotaria sp. Silwood2 is the source of this 1212-nucleotide messenger RNA. The record is from the annotation of a GenBank genome assembly. Lineage: Eukaryota; Metazoa; Rotifera; Eurotatoria; Philodinida; Philodinidae.
AUGAUCGAUGAAUUCUCAAAUGCUUUAUUUAAAUAUUCAAUUAAGUCUCUUAAUAAAUCGAAUAAUACGGAUUCUAUUAUGUUAGAAGAAUCUCGAUUAAAGCCAAUCGAAGAACGAUGGCGACAAUCGAGUUGUAAAAGAGGCCAUGGACAUUACACAAAAAAUCCUGACGAGCCGCUAUUUACAGAUCUAGUUUCGUCAUUAUUAACAUGUAAAAAUGAUGUUAAUUGUGAUUUGAAAUUACCUACGUUAUCACCUGACUGGUUAAAUACUGUUGUUGGAUUAAUUCUUUCAACAAGAAAUAAUAUUCGUCAUCUUGAUAAUUUAUCAUCGUCAUUAUUCUGUAACUCUAAAUUAAUUAAUGUUAUUUCAACAUUUGUCGAUAAAUGGACCAGUGGAACAGCAAGUGACGGUGAUCUAGCAAAUAUUACAUCAACACUAUCAACACAAGAAUUACCUGAAUCUUCUGAACGAUCUGCAUAUAUUCUGGAGCAGAUUCUUAUACCGUUGUUACCUUGUCAUCUUUUAGUUAAUAAGAUCUAUUCGUGCAAGUACUGUGAUUCUAAAGUGAAAAUGCAGAUGACAAUAACAUCUAUCCCAGUCAAUACAACUAAAACAGGUUUAAAUCUUGAACACCUAAUUUAUUCGUUUUUUUUGCCAACUCAAUCAGAUUUUCUUUGUUCCUUGUGCAAUAAACCGACAAUACGUAAUAUUGAAGUCGUGCAAUGGCCGCCUGUAUUGAUUAUUAAUAUUAAUGAUAUUCAAACACAUGCUAAAUUUCUCAAACCAACUUAUGUUAUUUCACUCAAUCACUUCUCGAAUUGGCUUGCAAUUGGUUCUCCAUCAGCAUUCAUUUACGAUUUAAUAUGUUUUAAUAGUUUAAUUCAAUCAGGUACUAGUACUACAAUGACCUUCAUGGAUCGAAAUUCUUUGCCUACAGAUAUCUUCAAACUUCAAAUCAAAUUGACUGAUUCAAAUGGUAUCAAAUCUUCUUAUAAACCAGUUGCUCUGUUAUUACUUAGUCGUUAUAAUGAUUCUAUUGCCGUCAUUAAACCAGAGGGAAACAAAUUCAUUCAAUACACCGGUGAUACAUAUUCAAAAACAGUGCCUAUCUCAUAUUUAAAAAUGAUUGAUCUAUUUAAUAUUAGUGGUAGUAUACUAUGUUUUCAUCGUCAGGUAAAUUUAGCUGCAUUAAUGACUAAUAUUUUAUAA